Molecule: messenger RNA, 1247 nt
Organism: Rhodamnia argentea
Lineage: Eukaryota; Viridiplantae; Streptophyta; Magnoliopsida; Myrtales; Myrtaceae
Product: inositol oxygenase 1-like
Exons: 11
Coding region: 58-1053 (331 amino acids)
Biological process (GO): inositol catabolic process
Cellular component (GO): cytoplasm
Molecular function (GO): inositol oxygenase activity; iron ion binding
Source: RefSeq, a predicted model, not a curated record
CUCUUCCUUCUCGUAUCCUGAGUUGUUUCGGAUUCGGUUCUUGCGUUUUGAUUCGAGAUGACUAUCCUCAUUGAUCAGCCCGAGCUCGUGGGGGAAGAGGAAAAGAAGGUCCUCGUUGAAGAAAACGGGUUGGUACUUGAUGGUGGUUUUCUGGCGCCAGAGACAAAUUCUUUUGGCCAAACAUUUAGGGCCUAUGACGCAGAGAGUCAGAGGCAAGCAGGAGUGGAGAACUUCUACAGGAUCAAUCACAUCAGCCAGACAUAUGACUUUGUGCAGAGGAUGAGGGAGGAUUAUGGGAAAUUGGACAAGGUGGAGAUGAGCAUAUGGGACUGCUGUGAGCUGCUGAAUGAUGUGGUGGAUGAGAGUGACCCUGACCUUGAUGAGCCCCAGAUCGAGCACUUGCUCCAGACUGCUGAAGCCAUCAGAAAAGACUACCCCAAUGAGGAUUGGCUUCACUUGACUGGCCUCAUCCAUGGUACUACUAAAAAAAUUCCCAAGUACUUCUUGAGAUUUAGGAUACUUGUCCAUUACUUUGUUUCAGAAAAGAUUGUGCUAUCAGAUCUUGGGAAAGUGCUGCUUCAUCCAAGCUUUGGGGAGCUUCGUCAGUGGGCUGUUGUGGGCGACACGUAUCCUCUGGGCUGCGCUUUCGACGAGUCAAUCGUUCAUCACAAGUACUUCAAGGAAAAUCCAGAUUACCACAAUCCAGCAUACAACACUAAAUAUGGAGUAUACUCAGAAGGAUGUGGACUCAACAAUGUUCUGAUGUCAUGGGGCCAUGAUGAUUAUAUGUAUCUGGUUGCCAAGGAGAACGGAACAACCCUGCCUUCAGCAUCACUCUUCAUCAUCAGAUAUCAUUCCUUUUAUUCUUUGCAUAAGUCAGGAUCAUACAAGCAUUUGAUGAAUGAGGAGGAUGCAGAGAAUCUUAAGUGGCUUCAGAUAUUUAACAAGUAUGACCUUUAUAGCAAGAGCAAAGUCCGGAUAGAUGUAGAGAAGGUCAAGCCUUACUACCUCGCCCUUAUCGAAAAAUAUUUCCCAGCAAAACUGAGAUGGUGAAUUGGGGGAAGAGGUAAUGAAGUCUGUGACAGAUAAAGAAGUAGGGCACAUGGUUAUGAAUCAGCUGUGAUUGUUGAUUAGAGAUCAAGAGUUCAGAUCACUGUUGGUGAUGGCUGUCAUGUAAUCUUUACUUAGGAUCUUGUACAUCUAAUGAAUGCAUGUAGCAUUUCUAUGGAAUAAUAAGACCCGCUUCC